Messenger RNA from Syngnathus acus (greater pipefish), 5213 nucleotides. It is a transcript of the gene tlr22, whose product is annotated as toll-like receptor 22. Gene Ontology annotation, biological process: immune response; toll-like receptor signaling pathway; inflammatory response. Lineage: Eukaryota; Metazoa; Chordata; Actinopteri; Syngnathiformes; Syngnathidae. The transcript has 3 exons. The record is from RefSeq and is a predicted model, not a curated record. The coding region runs from base 999 to 3833 and encodes 944 amino acids. Gene Ontology annotation, cellular component: membrane. Gene Ontology annotation, molecular function: transmembrane signaling receptor activity; protein binding.
CAGAAGCACUACUUUUGUCUAAACGACGCUCCCCAACCGACUUUAGCAAAAGCCCUGCUCUUCCAAACAAAUAUAAUUUUCUGUUUUGAUGAGAGUCUUGAUCAGCCCUCUCAAGGGACUGCGAUGACGUCACGUCCUGCGGGUUGUCCCUUCUCUUUUCUCCUUCCUCAUUCAAGCGACGCAUCAAAGAUUCGAUCCUUUGAGUCUUUACAAACAAGUGAAAAUGGAUUGUGAACCUUCGAGGCCUUUUCCUCACACUUUGCGUAACUGCUGCUGUCUUUAUUUCAUUAUUCUGAAAUACCAUGCUUUAUUUUGAAAAUGUUAUCCGGAUGUCGCUUUGAUUGAAAUGUUUGACCGGAGGUUUUCUCGUCAUUCCUUUUUUUGUCAAAGCUGACGGACUGACUUUAGAAGUUUUUUAUAGAAACCUUUUUUUGAAGUCUUUUUUUUUUUUUGACCGUGGAGAAUUUGCUGAUGGAAGAAUUCCAUUGGUUGAGAGCAGGCCAAAGUGUUCUAUGGUGUUGGUGGUGAAUCUGUGGAACGAGUCCGACAUCCAAUCAAAAGGUGGCCCACUUUGACUCAAAUUAAUCUUAGAGCCGUGGGUCUGAGUAAAAUCGUAUGCAGUUCCUCUUUUAUUUCCAGUUGAUAAGAAAUCAAACUUAACAAAGGGCAACUUCCUCCUUUCGUUUUAAGGACUGUGCAACCCUGGAUAUUCCGGCCUGAGGCGCGAAACUUUCUCGGCCCAUGUGAGCCGUUGAAGAGAUCCCGCGGCCACACGCUCUCACUUCCUCACGCGUGACAGUGAAGAGCAGGAUUCCCACACAUAGAAACACAACUUUGACAUUUGUGUCGCAGACGCUUAUAUUUACCAGCUGCUCGGGAAGUGUGGAAGAGCCUUGAUGAGCCUCUCCAUAUAUUCAUAUUGCUCUCCAAAUAUGUCCCGUUCUGAAUGGACCUAAUUUGUACGUUUGGAACAACGACCUAGAGCGACUUCUCGGACGAUGGAUGAUGGUAAUGACCCCAGAAGUGGACGAUUCUCGUGGUUGAGCUUUUGUUUUGUUUUCUCUCUGAGCGCCAACUGUUGCGCCGGAUACAUACUGAAGGACUGUCGAAUAAGCAACGACAACGCCAUCUGCUCAGCCAGCAAGCUACGAGCCGUCCCCCGGGACAUCCCAGCGUGGGUCAAAACCUUUGACUUGGGCGUGAACAAAAUCUCCAAGCUCCGAGCAGGUGAUUUCCUCAAUUACACGCUCCUGACGCAGUUAGACCUGAAGCGCAAUAACAUUUCACAGAUCGAAAAAGGCACCUUUGCCAACCUGCGCUUGCUGCAAAAGUUAAAUCUGAAUAAUAACCGUCUGGCACAACUGGGAGAUGUGUUUGAGGGUUUGAGCAACCUGAGCGAGCUGAGACUAACAAGCAACGUCAUAACAACUGUGGCCCCUUCCUCCUUCAAGCCCCUGACAAACUUGACAGUCUUGGACCUGUCAUUCAACAAACUGCAGCGCUUGACUCAGGUCCACUACGCAAUACAGCAUCUACCCAAUCUGAAGUAUCUCUUCCUCAAAAAAAUCGAUGUCACCAUUUUCCAGUCCUGGGAACUGACCAACAACACCGUGGGCCUCUCGUACCUCGAUCUGUCUCAGAACCGUAUCGACGUCUUCGCCGUCAGCGCCAACGUUUUCCAAAACCUGACUUGGCUGAACGUGGGGGGUUCUCCGAGAAGGCACAAGUUGUCGUGGGAGGUUGGCCGAGGGCCUCUUCUCGGACGGCUGAACUCGCUCGAUAUCGGCGGGCUUCACUUGACGCAGAAGGACGCCGGGGCGCUUUUUCAGAGCGUCAACUUCUCGCUGAGCAAUCUACGGAUGAACGCCAUGAAAUGCGACCUCAGGCAGCUGCUGGACGUGUCCUGCACCAUCCCGACACUGACUCAGUUGCAACUCAGACGCAACAAGCUUCGGCUGCUUGAUGGCGGUCUGCUUCGGCUCUGCUCCUCCGUCACCGAGUUGGAUUUGGCCGACAAUCGCAUGAAAGACGUUCUCAACGGCUCCUUUGGAGCCCUAAGAAAUCUGAAGAGGUUGACUCUCAGUCAGAACAGUCUCUCCUCAGUCCCGCCCGCCGUUAGGAAUCUGUCCAGACUUCUAGAACUGGACCUGAGCUCCAAUAACAUCAGCACGCUCACUUGCGAAGACUUUGCCGAUCUCGGCAAACUCCGAAUCCUCGGCCUUUAUCAGAACUACAUAUCGACCCUCCACCAGUGCGUCUUCAAAGGUCUGGCCAAGCUUGAGGUCCUCAAAUUGCAGACCAAUCGAAUCACUCAACUGGCCAGUGCAUUUAAAAGAUACUUACCGAAUCUUAGACAGCUGAAACUAGAUAAUAAUCAACUCACGGCUAUCGAAAUGGGAGCAUUUGAGGGCUUGCGAUCUCUCCAGAACUUAUCGUUGCAGAGGAAUCAACUGGAAAAGCUUGAAAGCGGCUCUUUCGUGGGCCUGACGAUGCUCACCGACCUUUUGCUGCAAUCCAACGAGAUCCAACAGAUAACCGCGGGCGUUUUCAAUGAUCUGGCCAAUUUAAGACGGUUAAGUCUGUUGGACAAUCGCAUCAAGUACAAGAGCAGUUUGCCGUUGCCGGCGGCGCCGUUCUCUGGGCUUUCUCGCCUGGAGACCUUGGCCAUGGCGGGCCAACACAGCAGAGGCAGGUCCCAACUGCCCCGCAACUUUCUGCAGGGUUUGACCAACCUUCAGAUUUUCGACACGAGAAACGUCUUCCUCUCUUCCUUGCACCAAGACACGUUCAAGCACACGCCUGGGCUUCAGAAGCUUGACAUCAGCUCAAAUGAGUUCAUCGAUAUCUCCCCCAGCUUGUUUGAGCCCAUCCAGAACCUGCGCAGCCUCUACAUUUCAAGAACCACUCUCCGGUCGCUCGAUUUCCUGAAGGAGGCCAACCUUACCAAACUCGAGUUCCUCCAAGCACGAAGGAACCAGUAUUCGGUCAUCACCAAGGAACAGAUGGACGCCCUUCCUUCCCUGGUGUAUUUGGACCUUCAGGGGAACAGUUUCCUAUGCGAGUGCGACAACUCCCAGUUCCUGCUGUGGUUGAACGAAAGUCAAACCCAAGUCUUUGACGCCCACAACUUUGUAUGCAACUACCCCCCGAGCCUUAAAGGCAUGAAGCUGCUGAACCUCGACAUCCGAUCCUGCUCGGUGGAUGUAGAGUUCAUCUACUUCAUCUCCACUACCGUGGCCGUACUCUUGUUUCAGUUGUCGUCCUUUAUCUAUCACUUCCUGCGGUGGCAGCUGGCCUACGCCUAUCACCUCUUCCUGGCUUUGCUGCACGAGCGAAAAUUCCGCGGCAGGCAGCCUGAGUCGCUCUACGACGCCUUCGUCUCUUACAAUGCCGGCGACGAGGACUGGGUAUUCAGGGAGCUGGUGCCCAAACUUGAGGAGGAGCAAGGCUGGAAGUUGUGCCUGCACCACAGAGACUUCGAGCCAGGGAAGCCCAUCAUGGAGAACAUCACCGACGCCAUCUAUGCCAGCAGAAAAGCCAUCUGCAUAAUCAGUCGCAAAUACUUGCAGAGCGAGUGGUGCUCCAGAGAGAUUCAGGUGGCCGGCUUCCGCCUGUUUGAUGAGCACAGGGAUGUUCUCAUCCUGGUCUUCCUGGAGGACAUUCCCAUCUGGGAGCUGUCUCCUUAUUACCGCAUGAGGAAGCUGGUGAAGAAGCAGACCUUCCUGAGUUGGCCUCGGGCAGCCCAGUGCACCGACCUCUUCUGGGAGAAGCUCCGGCAGGCUCUGCACUCCAGAGACAAUCCCGGCGGGGAACUGCUACUGCUCACCGUGUAGAGCAGAAGGUGACAAAUGGACAGACAGACGGAAUGAGGGGCUGGAUUCACACAAAUUCAAGAGCUUGAUUUUGAUUGCAUUUUAUCACUGGAUUGAACCCCGCCUUAUAAAUUCAGCCAGACGGACGACGUUUGCUCUAACCAAACAAAAAUUCCAUUCGCUCGCAAAAGCAAAAUCAGACUGACCAGUCCUCAUUUGAAAUUGAUCUUACAGAUUUAUUGCUGUGUUGCUAAAUCAAGAAAAAUGCUGGUUAUGGGUGUCAUGUUAUAACUGUGAAAUGUUUUGUUUGAUUAUUAUUAUUUUGUAAUGGGGCAGUGUAAUAGUGUUCCCAAAGUUUGCCGGCGAGGUGGCAUUGGCUCAUCGGAGCAGCAAGAUUCUGUCACGUCAUUGCAGCGACUGAGUGGAACAACACGGAUGCAUGUGGUACAAAAAAAGUCUCUUUAAUAAAUAAGCAGACAACCAAAACUGCACAACGCCAAAGACACUUGAAAAGCAAAUAGGUCAAUUCUCAAACGAGAAGAUGUGAGAACCUUCGGAUAGCUACUCUUGGCUGUUUACAAAACAGAGCUUACAUAUGUCUUCACAUCAAAAGCAGUCAAGUCCAGUUGAAUCUCCAACCAAAGCAAAUAGUCCAACUUCAUGCCGCUGUGGUGGCGGAUUCCUCAAGGGCCUUUGUGUUCUUCCUCCUACGCUCACUAGAACGGAAAACCUCAGUCAGACGCAGAAACGACUCUGAGAAAAUCGUGUCGACGCGCGUCCUACUCACUCGAUGCAGCGCAUCACUCGUUGGGUCCAGCUCGCGGCGGGAUUGGCGCACAAAAACCUUCCGGGGAGGUGAAGGCUGCAAAACAGGAAGAACCAGCACGCGUGUUAAUGAGCAGCCUGGAGGAGUGUCAGCUAGCUGAUGGUUAACCCGCUGACGCACGCUCAAGAGUAAAUUUCUUAAAACUGCUUAAGCAGGCCACUAUCUGCAUUUAUUUGACUUUGAACUCACAUCAAAGUUUCCUAUCAGUUUGUUUGCACAAUGCGUGGUCCACUUAUUCCACUACAAUGUAAUUUGUCUCCGUAAGAGGCCCGUUUUGUCUUUGUGUUGACUCACUCCCAAUGAGUGAGUCAAGACACCAGUGAACAAAAACUAGAUGACGCAACCAAAGACAUCUGCAUACACCCAACCCCCAAACGCCCGCCUGCCAAAUGAAAUUAUGUCAAUUGUGCGCGGCACCUUUGGAAUCAUUUGUAGACCUCAAAAAGGGAAUUUGUUGCACCUCAUACUUUUUACUCCAUUCUUUGAUUUACUUGUGGUUGUUGUUUAUUCCUUUUGAUCAACCAAUUUUUUUUAUUGCUAUCACAUAAAAAUGCUCCAAACAUUGUCCAAACUUU